AACAAUAAUACAUCCUUUCCCCUAAAUAUCUCUCUCUAGAAAACCCUAACCAGCGGCUGGGGUGUCUGUGCGGCAAGGCUCAUACGGCGGUCAAGCUCGUUGCGUGCAAACAGUACGUAACAACUGGUGCUCUCGUUCUACGAUCUCUAUGGCCUCCUCCGAUCAGCCUCACACCUCUUUGACGUUAAAUGAUGUCAUGCAUGCUAUCGAGGAAUUGGGCAAGGACUUGCAAGCAACGAAAUCCCGGGUUGCGGAGUUGGCAGACUCCCGACGAACCACGUUCGGGGAGAAUCCGCGCUAUUUUUCAGCCACUAAUUCUGGGUGGCGACCUCCGGCAUCCCGCACAACGCCACCAACGCUGGAUCCAGCACCACGGAUGCGUGUCGACGCUCCUCGUUUCUCCGGUGAGGACCCUACUGGCUGGAUCUUCAGAGUUCAAAAAUAUUUUGAUUAUUUUCUCACCCCGGAACCAGAACGCUGGCAUUUGGUGGCGAUGUUCAUCGACCAUCCGGCAUCGGAGUGGUUCCACUAUUUUCAAGCCAAUAAUCCAAUGGCAACUUGGCCAGAAUUCUUGGAUGCCGUACAGCAAAGGUUUGAUCCUACAUAUUAUGAGAACUAUGUUGGGCUUUUAUCCAAAUUAACCCAAUCGUCGACGAUACUGGCUUAUCAAACUGAGUUUGAGACCAUCCUGAAUAAGGUCUCCGGCGUUCCCGAAUCAACUCUCAUCGCCAUGUAUAUUGCUGGGCUCAAGCAACCGAUUCGGCGUGAAGUGAACCUUCGCAAUCCCACUACACUCCCGCUGACUUUUGCCUUGGCACGUGAGCUUUCCGCUUGUCAUUUAGAGGCUGCCGGUUCUUACAGUAGGGAGCUUCGCCGUCCGUGGUCUGCACGGCCACCCACCACUCCUUCGGCAGGUCUGCUCCCCACUCCGGGACCAUCAAGUCGGCCGUCUCCGGUGCCCCAAGCCAGUCACAACAGCGAGUCAUCUCCCAAACUACCGGUGGUACGCCUCACGAAUGCCGAAAAGACAGAACGUACAAAGAAGGGUCUGUGUUGGUAUUGUGACGAGAAGUGGAUUGCCGGGCAAAACUGUAAACACCGAUUUUUGCUCUUGAUGGGGCCUGAUGAAGAAGACGCCGAGCCACUGGAGCAGCUAGACACGCCCAAUAGUGAUGAUCUUAUAAUAGCGGAUAUUUCAAGCAUGCAUGCCCUCGCCGGUAGCCCGAACCCACGUGCUCUUAAAUUGGCCGGUAUGGUGAAUGGGUCGGCGGUUCAAGUGCUCUUAGACAGUGGGAGUACCCAUAAUUUCAUCCAUCCAGGAGUUGCAGAGCGCCUUCAACUGGUCCUUCAUCCGGUUCCGUCAUUCCGUGUGUAUGUGGGCAACGGUGAUUCUCUUCGGUGCGCCUAUGCAUGCCCCCAAACGGCCAUCUCCCUGCAAGGUCAUGCCUUCCUUAUUGAUUUAUAUCUUCUUGAAAUUCAUGGCACCGACGUGGUUCUCGGUGUUCAGUGGCUGCAAACCCUAGGUAAAGUAGCCCACGACUAUGCCCAAAUGACUAUGGAAUUCAUGUGGCAGGGCAAUUCCAUCACCUUACAUGGCAACACUCCAUCCCCCCGGCAGAUUUCCUACGGACAGUUUUGCACCAUGGUCGCUGCCUCCACUUCUUGGGCUCUUUAUGAAUUGGUGGUUUCACAGCCCGAGAAGGCGCCCCCUGGUGAUGCGCACAUGGAUGUUCCGACCGAUGUUCCAUCAUCACUUCGGGCCGUCAUCCUUGAUCAUGUCAUCCAAACACCCGAUCAACAAUUCUACAUCCGGAAGCUAAUGGGAUUCAAAUUCCGGAUUGAGUACAAGACCGGGACAUCCAAUCGAGCGGCGGAUGCUUUGUCACGGCGUGAUGAGGAUGACGCAACCGUGCUAUUUGUUGCCACUGCCCAGCCACUUCCCCUUCUUCUUGAUUCCCUCCGGGCAGAGAACGGUGCACUCCCCGAUUUGCAGCGGCUUCAUGCAGAGUGCGAGGCAGGAAGAGCUCCAUCACAUAUCUCGGUGCAGGAGGGGCUACUUUAUUAUAAGCGGAGGCUCUAUGUUAGUCCGGGGUCCCCUUUGCGAGAUCGGAUACUGACCGAGUUUCAUAGCACUCCGCUUGCGGGUCACCAGGGAGUAGAGCGGACAUUUCGACGAAUUGCGGCAGUGUUUUAUUGGCCAGGUUUACGGCGCGAAGUUCGUCGGUUUGUAGCGUCAUGUGAGAAUCGUAUGCGAGCCCAAGCUAAUAAGCACCGUAGGGACGUUUCCUUCGACGUGGGCGACUGGGUAUUAUUGAAACUACAACCCUACCGACAGUAUUCCAUUGCCCGCCCCCUCUCGGCCAAGUUAGGACACUGCUAUUAUGGUCCUUUUGAAAUUUUGGAGCGGGUAGGCUCGGUGGCUUAUCGAUUGCGUUUACCGGAGGGAUGCCGUAUACACGAUGUAUUUCAUGUUUCACUUCUCCGCCCUUUCAUUCGCCGGCCUGACAGUGACCCGAACCCCACUUUGCCGGACAGUUUCUUUAAAGGACGCCCCAUAUCGGUGCCCGUUUCUGCUCUUCAACAGCGUAUGGUUUUGGUGGAUGGUAAACCUCAGCAACAAUGGCAGAUUCGGUGGUCCGACGUCGCCGACGGAGGCUUCACCUGGGAACCGGUAGAGGAUCUGUUGCAACACUUCCCCGAUCUCCGCCUUGAGGACAAGGCUGAUUCUAACCCGGGGGAGUUGAUACGGGAUAGAUAAUUAGUAAUUAGGGUUUGGGGAUGCUUCCAGUAUAAAAGCUACGGGAUGUAAACAAUAAACUCGAGCAGCAAUAAUACAUCCUUUCCCCU
Molecule: messenger RNA, 2847 nt
Organism: Cuscuta campestris
Lineage: Eukaryota; Viridiplantae; Streptophyta; Magnoliopsida; Solanales; Convolvulaceae
Source: the annotation of a GenBank genome assembly